CGCGCGCUCCCCCCUCCCCCCGUCCCUCCUCCCCUGCCCAAAGCCAGCAGCCGGGAUUUCAGUAUUAUGGCAUCGAGGAGAAUGGAGACCAAACCCGUGAUAACGUGUCUGAAAACCCUGCUCAUCAUCUACUCCUUCGUUUUCUGGAUAACUGGUGUUAUCCUUCUUGCGGUUGGUGUCUGGGGGAAGCUGACUUUAGGCACAUAUAUCUCUCUUAUUGCUGAAAACUCCACUAAUGCCCCUUAUGUUCUCAUUGGGACGGGUACCACGAUUAUUGUCUUCGGAUUGUUUGGUUGCUUUGCCACAUGUCGCGGUAGCCCAUGGAUGCUAAAACUGUAUGCCAUGUUCUUGUCUCUGGUCUUCCUGGCUGAGCUAGUGGCUGGCAUUUCAGGAUUUGUGUUUCGCCAUGAGAUCAAGGACACUUUCCUUAGGACAUAUACUGAAGCCAUUCAGAAUUACAAUGGAAACGACGAGAAGAGCCAGGCAGUGGAUGAUGUACAAGAGAGUCUGAGAUGCUGUGGCGUCCAGAACUACACCAACUGGCACACUAGCCCUUAUUUUAAUGAACAUGGCAUCCCCAUAAGCUGUUGCAUGAACACCACUGACUGUAAUCCUAUGGACCUGCGCAACGCGACCAUUGCCCCUACUAAAAUAAACCAGAAGGGCUGUUAUGAUCUGGUGACCAGUUUUAUGGAGACAAAUAUGGGGAUCAUAGCUGGAGUGGCGUUUGGAAUUGCAUUCUCACAGUUGAUUGGAAUGCUUUUGGCAUGCUGUCUGUCCCGAUUUAUUACUGCCAAUCAGUAUGAGAUGGUGUAACAAGCACCUGUUUUCAAUCAGGAACUGGAUAAUUCUUGGAAGACUUCUAAAGAAUGUUAGAGCACACAUACACAACUACAUGUACACACACAUACACACAUAAAACCACCACCUUCUAAACUCUGUACCAUGCGUAGUGUACCAUUCCGUGAAGUACUGUUGUGCCACAAAAGUAGCCUGAACCAUUCAGCAUCCAGUACUGUACACUCCAUCCUGAAGGCUCUGCAUAUGAUGGCACUAUAUGUAUGUUCUUGAUCAGACUGUAGUUGCAUUGUAAAGUUAACAGAGGUAAUUCAUUAACAGCAAUGACUGGGCUCUGCAUGUAGUGACUGGAGGGCAUAACUAGCCUUUCACCAUGGUUAAUAAAUGUCGCACACAUCCAUAUUAAACCUGUAUACAAAAAUAUACCUUAUUUUGGUUUAUCCGAUUUUUAAUUUCUUGGUUUUGUUUACUGCUUUACUAAGGUUUUUUGAACCUACUCCCCACUCCCUACAACAGCCCCAAACAAGAAGAAAUCAGUUACAUAAAUGUGGAAAUACUUGAAAAAAAAGAAGUCCAAAAUCUGCUCAAGGGAAAUGGUUUUUUUGCUGUUCCGCUGCAUCUUUGAUUCUUAACCAAUGUUGUAUGCCUAGUGCGUUUGCCAAUAGGCCUUUGUCUAGUGCAUUUUGCCUCUGAAUCUGAACCUGUGUAAUACUGUUACUAAGCUGUGUUGUUUGCUUACUGUGAAGCCAGUAAUUUUGCUUCCUUUUUAAUAGAUAAUUAUGGAUUAAUCAAAUUGUGCUGUAAUGCAACUUUCUUCUUCCCCUCCCUCCAUUUUCCUCUCCUUUUGCAUUGAAGUUGGCACCAAAUACAUUGUCAAAUCAAUCAAACUUUUAAAAAAAGAAAAAAAAAGAAUGUGUGGAAUAUUUUUGGGGGGUGGGGAGCAAAAGUUUAAGACCUUUUUAAAAAAAAUAGGAAUUUUUUAAUAAGGCCUCUGUCUAGCAUGCCAAGAAGAAUGCAUUGAUAUUGUGAGUAUUUGUGAUAUACAUAUUAAUAAAUGGAACCAU
Elgaria multicarinata webbii is the source of this 1862-nucleotide messenger RNA. RefSeq names its product tetraspanin 7 (gene TSPAN7). The transcript is spliced from 8 exons. NCBI's taxonomy places the organism in Eukaryota, Metazoa, Chordata, Lepidosauria, Squamata, Anguidae. The record is from RefSeq and is a predicted model, not a curated record. Gene Ontology annotation, cellular component: plasma membrane. The coding region runs from base 67 to 816 and encodes 249 amino acids.